AUGGAGAAGGAGCAGUUCCGUGGCUGUGAUGUAGGCGUGAAGUUGAGUGAACUGUCAUUCAAUAUCCCCAAUGCUAUUGAUGUGCGGAAACAAAGUCACAUCCAAUGCAUAAACAAAAUGCUUUACGAUUCAAAUGCCGGCAAAUCACGAAAGCCGGCCGUCUUCGGGGUGUUGGACACCAGACUUGGCACGAGUCAGAAGGACUUGAAGUGCGAGACGUGCGGACACGGGUUGGCCGAGUGUGUCGGACACUUCGGUUUCAUCGACUUAGCGCUUCCAGUCUUCCACGUCGGGUACUUCCGGUUUAUUGUCUAUAUCCUGCAGUCCAUCUGCAAGAAGUGUUCGCGAUGUCUGCUUCCCAUAGAGUCUCGCAAUCGAUACGUUUGGAAGUUUCGAAAACCGGACUUAAGUUUUCUGGAGAAGAAGGCCAUCCAUAAAGAGAUGGUCGACAAAUGCAAAAAAGUCAAGUGUUGUCCCUUUUGUAGCGCUUUCAACGGACCCGUUAAGAAGAUAUCGCUCUAUAAGAUCAUACACGCGAUGACACCGACCACUACAUCCAAGUCCAAGUCCGAAGACAUAAUGAUUGAGAACUUCACAGAAAUCGCGUUCAAUAACGAAGAGAUCAUUGAUUUCAUUAAGAAAACAAAAUCAGAACUUUUAGAUCCGAUCCGUGUCUUGGAUUUAUUUAAACGAAUUCCUGAAAAGGAUUUCCCAUUUCUAGUCAUCCGUAGUCAUAGACCUGAGGAUCUAAUCUUAACGCGAAUCCCUGUCCCGCCCUCUUGUAUAAGACCGUCAGUGAUCAGUGAGUUGGAGACGGGAACCAAUGAGGACGACCUGACCAUUAAGUUGAGUGAAGUGAUAUUCGUGAACGACAUUAUAGCCAAACGCAAGUCCAGUGGCGCUCACAUGGGAAUGAUUGUCGAGGACUGGGACUUCCUUCAGCUCCAGUUAGCCCUCUAUAUAAACAGUGAAAUCUCUGGAAUUCCUUUCAAUAUGAGACCAAAGAAGCCGAGCCGUGGGUUAGUGCAGCGCCUGAAGGGAAAACACGGCCGCUUUCGCGGCAAUCUCAGCGGCAAACGCGUCGACUUCUCCUCCAGAAGUGUCAUCAGUCCUGACCCUAACCUCCAGAUCGAUGAGGUGGGAGUUCCCGAACAUAUCGCCAAAAUACUGACAUAUCCCGAACGCAUUUGCAUUGAAAACAGAUUUUUAAAAUAUGGUAAUCGAAAGGCAGUUGCGGGUAAACUGAAGAACGGGGAUGUCGUAGAAAGGCAUUUGUGUAACGGAGACAUUGUCUUAUUUAAUAGACAGCCAUCACUUCAUAAACUGAGUAUAAUGUGCCAUAAAGCGAAAGUGCAUAAACACCGGACUCUUCAGUUCAAUGAAUGUGUUUGUACGCCAUAUAACGCCGACUUCGAUGGCGACGAAAUGAAUUUGCAUUUAUUGCAAACAGAAGAGGCAAAGGCUGAGGCGUCUGUUCUCAUGGGCACGAAGAACAACAUUCUGACCCCAAGAAAUGGCGAGCCAUUGAUUGCCGCCAUUCAGGACUUCAUAACCGGUGCUUACCUUCUGACUCAAAAAGAUGUAUUCUUUGACCGCUCGAAAGCCAUUCAAAUAAUCUCAUCGAUUAUGGCGGGAACCGAUUCGAAGACAAUGAUUGAUUUGCCAAAGCCAUGCAUUAUGGUUCCCUGUGCUCUCUGGAGUGGGAAACAAAUAUUUAGUUUAAUUUUAAAACCCAAUAACUCGAGUGAUUUGAAUGUCAAUCUUAGGACUAAAGGCAAGAAUUAUUGCGGAAAAGACGAAGACUUGUGUGUUAACGACUCGUUUGUUGUCAUCAGAAACAGUCAAUUGCUGUGCGGUUGUGUUGAAAAGGGCACAUUAGGCUCCGGUUCUAAGAAUAAUAUAUUUUACUGUGUUUUACGUGAAUAUAAUGGCGAUUACGCGGGACUUGUUAUGUGGCGAUUAGCCCGAGUGGCCAGUUAUUUCAUUGCUCAAAGAGGCUUUUCGUUGGGAAUCGAAGACGUGACGCCCACUGCGGGACUUAUGGCCGCUAAGUCUUUAUUGUUUGAAAAGGGAUACAAGAAAGUAGACGAAUAUAUCGCCAAAUUAAGAGACGGAAAGUUAGAGUCAAUGGCCGGACGAUCUCCCGAAGAAACAUUGGAAUCAAUGAUUAAUAAGGAAUUGUCUGAGAUUCGAGACCACGCGGGAAAGGCGUGCGUCAAAGAACUCGGAACUAAAAACUCUCCGCUUUUGAUGGCAAUGUGCGGCUCUAAAGGCUCUCUUAUUAAUGUCUCCCAAAUGGUGGCCUGUGUUGGGCAGCAGACCAUUAGAGGAGAGCGCGUUCCCGACGGCUUUGGUGACCGAACUCUCCCUCAUUUUGGACACAAAGAGAAGUCUCCGCUCGCGAAGGGAUUUGUAGAAAACAGCUUUUAUUCGGGACUCACGACAACUGAAUUCUUUUUCCAUACAAUGGCCGGAAGGGAAGGACUGUUAGACACAGCCGUCAAGACUGCGGAAACCGGUUAUAUGCAGAGACGCUUAGUUAAGGCGCUCGAGGAUCUGGUUUCCCAUUACGACGGAUCCGUUCGAAACUCUUGUGGAGAUGUUAUUCAGUUUAUUUAUGGCGACGACUGUCUGGACCCGUCUAAUAUGGAAGAGAGCUCUCGGCUCAUCAAUUUGGAGCGUCUUCUUCAACAUACAUGUGCUGUCCAUUCGUGUAAAGAAGAGCCGCCCCUUUCAUGCCAUGAAAUUAGAGAAUCGUAUGAAAAACAGAUGAAUGAAAUGAAUUCAAAUGUUUCCUCAGAUUUCAGGAAAGAGUUGAAAGUAUUUUUGGAGAACUUUAUAGAAAAACUCGACAAAAUUCAGAUGCGUUUUGAUAGUUAUUGUGAUAAUAAAGCGGUGAAAGAAAUCCAGAGAUUAACGAAAACACAACUCCAAAAGUUUUUGUUUGCGUGUGGGGACAAGUACUUGAGGGCUCGCAUAGAGCCGGGAACAGCUGUCGGUGCCAUCUGUGCUCAGAGUAUUGGAGAACCGGCCACUCAAAUGACACUAAAGACGUUUCAUUUCGCUGGCGUCGCCUCAAUGAACAUCACUCAAGGAGUUCCGCGAAUCAAGGAAUUAAUUAACGCCAACAAAACCAUUUCGACGCCAAUUAUUUGCGCCAUUCUUCAGAACAAUACGAACCCAGAGAUGGCCAGAGCUGUGAAGAUGCGCAUCGAAAAGACCACUUUAAGAGAGGUCUGUGAAUAUCUGGAAGAAGUGGUGACCAGAGAUGACUGCUUUGUUCUCAUCAAGCUAUAUAUGGAUCGAAUCAAAUUGCUUAACUUAGAAGUAAACGCUUAUUCAAUACAGGAAUCGAUUGCAAAGCAAUUAAGAAUAUCUUUGAAUAAGAUAUCUAUUGUGGACGACGAGGAGUCGAUGCUUACGGUUUCGGCCAUUAAUACCGACACCUGGACUCUGAGAGAGGCCUUGUGUAAGGUUGUGAUCAAAGGCUGUGAUAAAGUGAGACGAGCGGCCAUUCGUGACAAUAGCGGGGAAUACUAUCUCAUGAUUGAAGGCGAGGGACUGCGAGAUGUUAUGGCCACCUAUGGGGUGGACCCCAGAAAAAGCUAUUCUAAUAACAUUAUGGAAGUGUCGCACACUUUGGGCAUCGAAGCCGCGAGAACUAUGAUUAUCAAAGAGAUUAAGUCAACGAUGGAAAACCACGGCAUCAGUAUUGAUGAAAGACAUCUCAAACUAUUGGCCGAUACCAUGACCUAUAAGGGAGAGGUGUUGGGUAUCACUCGCUUCGGUCUCGCGAAGAUGAAGGAGUCGUCAUUAAUGUUGGCAUCGUUUGAACGGACAGCUGACCACCUAUUCGAUGCGGCCUAUUAUGGACAGGUAGACCACAUACUGGGUGUUUCCGAAUCGAUCAUAUCUGGAAUGCCUAUGCGUUUGGGCACCGGUUUCUUUGAUUUGCUCCAGAAGUCAGACGAAGACAUCGACCAAUUCCACUGGUCUGUGGAUGGACUGAUGGGCACCUGUUAUGCGAUCUUUUCAAAGGAAUCACACGAGAACCAGAUGUGUGCCAUUCAGUGGACACCCAAUUACUUCCAUAUGGGACUGGAAGGGAAUUACAUGACAAAAGACAUCGAAAUACAAAACAUUAAGAGUUUCGACAGAUUUUACAGAAAAGCUCUGAAUAUCGAUCGAAACGAUAAGACAAGUAUUCCUCUCAUAAGUGAGUCCCUGUGCUGUCCAUCAGACUUAUGGCUCAUAUUAAGUGAUCUUCAAUCGCACCACAGGCCCGACCAAACCCUUCCACAAACCCUUCCAGAUGGGGGUCACCACUGCCUACCAAUUCUGUAG
Oppiella nova is the source of this 4344-nucleotide messenger RNA. NCBI's taxonomy places the organism in Eukaryota, Metazoa, Arthropoda, Arachnida, Sarcoptiformes, Oppiidae. The record is from the annotation of a GenBank genome assembly.